UGAGGUUGAUAAGGAUGGAGAGGAUGAGCAGAGAGGGGAUUGAUGUGGUUUGAUGAGUGCUGAGCUGCAGGAAAUUCCACAGCUUGGAGCCGUGAUGUGUGUGGAUCACCCACAGUCCCUGGGAACUAUCAUUACUGAAGAUGAGGGGGGAAUCGACUGACCCGAAAACAUGAACCACAUUAAACUAUCUGUGCUGGGCAGCAAAGGAGCUGGAAAGUCUGCGCUGAUUGUGCGAUUCCUCACCGGACGAUUCAUCGGAGAAUACGCCUCCACCUCUGAGUGUAUCUACAACAAGCAGGUGACUGUGGAUGGCAAGACAACCAAUGUGGAGAUAUACGACCCAUGUACCCAGCCUAUUAAGCAGAAUCCUCCUCUGAGUGAGGAGCUGAGCAGAGCAGAUGGUUUCCUUGUUGUAUAUGAUAUCAGUCACAGAUCAACCUUCAUUUUUGCCAAGACAUUGAUCUGCAGCCUGCGGGACUCGCAAUUCAAAACUUGUAAAAGAGAUACGGAGGCAGUGGUGUUCUUAAUUGGCAAUAAGCAGGACCUCUGCCAUGUCAGGGAGGUAGCAUUAGAAGAAGGGCAAGUUGCAGCUCUGGAGUACCGAUGUCAGUUCUUUGAGUUGUCUGCAGCUGAACAAUACCAGGAAGUUGCCGACAUGUUCACAUCCAUCAUGAGAAAGAUUGUCCACAACAUCAAGAUCAAAGAGAAGCAAAGGCCAAGCGGCUCCAAGUCCAUGGCCAAACUGAUCAACAAUGUGUUCGGCAAGAGACGUAAAUCUGUGUGAGGAGGAUAUGGCCACUGACCACUGCUGUGUGAAGAGGAUUCUGAUGGAGUCACUGCGUACAUACAUAACAUUAUCUAACAUGUACUGAUUCCAAGUUAUGCCUUGUAUUAUGCUCCAGAGCUUCACUCACUGUUUUGCUGCUGGAGUCACUUUGUACAUACUGUAUAUUGCAUGCCCUAUCCUGUACUGAUCCUAAUUACAUCCUAUAUUA
Bufo bufo (common toad) is the source of this 995-nucleotide messenger RNA. RefSeq names its product RERG like (gene RERGL). The transcript is spliced from 6 exons. The coding region runs from base 170 to 784 and encodes 204 amino acids. The record is from RefSeq and is a predicted model, not a curated record. Gene Ontology annotation, molecular function: GTPase activity; GTP binding. NCBI's taxonomy places the organism in Eukaryota, Metazoa, Chordata, Amphibia, Anura, Bufonidae.